AAGCUUGUAUUGUUGCAAUGAAAGUGAAAAAUCCUAUUUAAGCCAAAGCAACCUCAGGGUGUAACCCUAGUUCCACUAAGCCACCCUCCAUUUGUCUUAGCAACACAUCCCCUUUUCCAUUUCCAUUCCAAAAACCCUUAACUUAUUCACUCAUUCUUCAGCACUUUGUCAUCUUCAACCCUCUUCACUUGGUUACACACAGAGGGGCCACAGAGUUGUGCCGCCAUGUCCGACGAGGAAAGGGAGGAGAAGGAGUUGGAUCUUUCUUCUGCCGAAGUGGUCACCAAAUACAAGACAGCUGCUGAGAUCGUUAACAAGGCCUUGAAGCUUGUUAUUUCGGAAUGUAAACCUAAGACCAAGAUUGUGGAUAUUUGUGAGAAAGGGGAUUCAUAUAUUAGAGAGCAAACUGGAAAUGUGUACAAGAAUGUGAAGAGGAAGAUUGAGAGAGGAGUUGCUUUUCCUACAUGUAUAUCAGUAAACAAUGUAGUCUGCCAUUUCUCUCCACUAGCCAGUGAUGAGGCAGUGUUCGAAGAAGGUGAUAUAUUGAAAAUUGAUAUGGCUUGUCAUAUAGAUGGUUUCAUUGCUGCUGUGGCUCACACCCAUGUACUUCAGGAAGGUCCUAUCACAGGAAGGGCAGCAGAUGUCAUUGCUGCUGCAAAUACUGCUGCAGAGGUGGCCUUGAGGCUUGUCAGGCCAGGAAAGAAGAACAAGGAUGUUACUGAAGCAAUUCAAAAGGUUGCUGCUGCCUAUGACUGUAAAAUUGUUGAAGGUGUUCUUAGUCACCAAAUGAAGCAGUUUGUUAUUGAUGGGAAUAAAGUUGUGCUUAGUUUGUUUAAUCCGGACACAAGGGUUGAAGAAGCAGAGUUUGAGGAGAAUGAAGUUUAUGCUAUAGAUAUAGUAACAAGCACAGGGGAUGGCAAGCCUAAGUUAUUGGAUGAGAAGCAGACAACUAUUUACAAGAGGGCUGUUGACAAGAGUUAUCAUCUGAAGAUGAAAGCUUCUAGGUUUAUUUUUAGUGAGAUAAGUCAAAAGUUUCCAAUCAUGCCAUUCUCUGCUAGAGCUUUGGAAGAGAAAAGAGCUCGUCUGGGUUUAGUUGAAUGUGUCAACCAUGAACUCUUGCAGCCAUAUCCUGUUCUGCACGAAAAGCCUGGUGAUUAUGUCGCACACAUCAAAUUCACAGUCUUGUUAAUGCCAAAUGGGUCUGAUCGAGUCACAUCUCAUCCACUCCAAGAAAUGCAGCCUACAAAAUCAAUUGAUGAUCCUGAUAUCAAGGCCUGGCUAGCCUUGGGCACGAAAACAAAGAAGAAAGGUGGUGGAAAGAAGAAAAAAGGUAAGAAAGGGGACAAGGUAGAUGAGUCAGUUGAAGCUGAGCCUAUGGACUCAACAAACGGGGCUACUCCUCAAGAUUGAGUUAUCCCAGUCCUCCAGAAAAAAUGAAAGAAGAUUUUCAUUUCAUUUUCGAGCCUCCUUUUUCAAAUUUGGUACAUUGUUCACCAAAUUGUAUUUUUCUUGGAUAUGAAUUUUAGUAUAGUAUCCUGACAUUAAUUCUAACUGUAAUUUUACCUUUGAACAUUUUAGUUAUAGGCGUGGGACUGUUUCUGAACCGGUUUGAAAAGAAUAUGUUUCGAGCUGAUUUCUAUAA
Vigna angularis (adzuki bean) is the source of this 1642-nucleotide messenger RNA. Its product is annotated as ERBB-3 BINDING PROTEIN 1. The transcript has 10 exons. Lineage: Eukaryota; Viridiplantae; Streptophyta; Magnoliopsida; Fabales; Fabaceae. The coding region runs from base 226 to 1410 and encodes 394 amino acids. The record is from RefSeq and is a predicted model, not a curated record.